This is a messenger RNA of Penicillium egyptiacum, 2211 nucleotides long. Lineage: Eukaryota; Fungi; Ascomycota; Eurotiomycetes; Eurotiales; Aspergillaceae. The record is from the annotation of a GenBank genome assembly.
AUGGAGCAAGAGACCAGUCUGUUGCAAAAGCCACUCCGCACAUCGCGAGCAUGUGACAGAUGCCGCCGCCAGAAACUCAAGUGCGACAGCUCGCGCCCUUGCGUGCUCUGCACUCGCACUGGACAUAAAUGCGAGACGUCUCAGCGCACAGCGAAACGGACUCGCAGACAACAUCCAAGGGACGGAGAUCUGAAUCCUGGAGUACACAGAAAAAUCGCCUCAGCGACACACAAAAAUUCAAAUUCUAUCCAUAGCACUGGACGAGCCGAGAAACCCUAUGCCCCAGAGAGCUCAGCCUCCUAUCUGGAGCGCGCCCCGAAAGAGCCGCAGUCUGGUGCUAAUGCUUCUGCGAUUGACUUCGCCAGACGAGUCUUCAACGAGGAAGAAGCUGGCCGGACUCUGACCGGUGCAUCGAUCCCUGGUGAUACGGGAGCUCCUACGUUGGACAACUCACUAUGGCAUUUGACAGAGGUAGAGCUUCCCCCAGAGGCCGUGAUGUUCGCCUUGAUUGACGUCUAUUUCGACCGAAUGCAAUGGUUCAUCUUGAUAUUCCAUGAGCCCUCCUUCCGGGAAACUGCACGCAGGAUAAUCUCCCAGACUUCGUGGAGACGUCAAGAUCUCAGUCCUACCAUGGCUGUACUAGCAGUGGCUGUGAUCGGGCUGCAUUCUGUGCUACCAGAUCAGAGAUGGCCUGGACACGAAUUGUUGCGAGAACACUCCGUUGACGGGGAGAAGUUGAUACACGGUCUGAUCAAUGAGAUACGACGGAACCUGCUCGAUAUCUCAAUCGACUGCCGAAUUGAAGCUGUCCAAGUUUGCUUCUUGGUGUCCUCCUAUUAUGUUUAUCAUAGUUCACCGAGUAUUGCUUGGACUGUCUCUGGUAUGGCGGUGAGGUCUGCCUACGCCCUUCAUCUUUAUACAAAAUCAGCGAAAUGUGAAAGUCCAGUUGUGGAUGAGGUUCGCUCUCGCUGUUGGAAUCAUGCUAUCGUCGGGGACACGUUUGCGUCUAUCAUCUAUGGGCGACCUUCCUCUAUUGAUACCGGACUUGUCGCUUUGCAUUCACUCAGAGACAUGGAUGACCUAGUCAUUGAUCCACUUCUGCUGAAAAAUGAAUGGAUAUCUGGCGAUGGAAUGCCAACAACGACAGCUGGGUUUUUCGCUAUGAAGUAUGAGAUCUACAACAUCAUUAGACACAUUCUUUCACGGUUUCGUCGUCUCCAAUUAAGGAAAGAGACAAUAGAAGAGGACCUUCUGGCAAUUGCAGAAGCUGCACAAGACUCAGAGGAACAAUUAAUCUCCUGGCGAAAAAGGGUUCCACGAUUGUUCGACUUCGAGUUUUGGAGCUGCGACAAUCGCCUAGAGCAGUUCCAACAGCAAAUCGAAGGGUUACCACAACGCACUAAAUAUCAAGCAGAAACAAUCAUCUUGCAGGCGGCAACUCUCCAAUUGACAUACGAUGGAGCUCUUAUACAAGCCCGUCGACCUUUACUUGAGCAGAAAAUUACUAGUUCCUGCUCGCACUUGGUGGUAGACGCAAUCCACGAGUCAUUGAGAGUGGCCACUGCGGCUGCACUACGUAUAUCUCGCAUCCCGGUCCUCCGUUUCAAGCACCAUUUCGCCGAAUCCUUCGCUUCUCUACAACAAUUUACUGCGGGUGUCAUCCUUUGCAUCCUGCCAACCAGUCAACCUUUUACUACAGCUGCGCACGAGGCCAAGACUGGAAUCAUGCAUAUCAUCCAUGCUAGCACAGCUUUGGGACCCCACAAUCGUAUCGCCAAGCAGACUGCACAGCUUCUAACGGAGUUGCUGAAAGUCACUAUCGAGCGAGAGAUGUCCGGUGCCUUGAGAGGGGGAUUGGGAAUGAAUCUUCCCAAAGAGAUAUCUGAAACGGGGGCCAUUCUGAGUGUAGAACCGACUCGUAUAGACCAUACUGGGCGUCAUUCGCCACACUCCCGAGAUGUCCCCGAUCAUCCUCCAAUGUCAACAAUUCACACACCGCCCCAUUCGAGAGAGCCGCCACACAUGCCCCAAGCGACACACGACCAGAGUAGAGCAAACGACCGACCAGUCCAAGCACCCCUCGAGUCAUCUGAAUACCCGUCCGCGAAUAUCUUUGAACAACUUGACGAUACAUUCGGUGCCUUUGUCAUGUUCAAUCUGAUACCAGAUGACCAAAGUAGUGCUUGGAAUUGGGGACGUACGGUCCCAUAG